This is a messenger RNA of Cylicocyclus nassatus, 1614 nucleotides long. The record is from the annotation of a GenBank genome assembly. Lineage: Eukaryota; Metazoa; Nematoda; Chromadorea; Rhabditida; Strongylidae.
AUGCUUUUCCUGGCUCUUGCCAUCCUCACAACAUGGCAGUGUUCGGCAGCAAGUCCAGCCGAAGCCGAACUUUACAGAUAUCUCCUGAAAAACUACAGUGCCUUGGUCAGACCCGUUCGGAAUCCAAAAUCGGUGUUAACCGUGACUAUGAAAGUCUUUCUGCAACAAAUUCUCAACGUCGAUGAACAAAAUCAGGUGAUCGAAGUGAACGCCUGGCUCAAAUAUAUUUGGCACGACUACAGAUUACAGUGGAGACCGCCUUUGUAUGAUAACAUUUCAUCCAUUCGUUUUCCGGGAGAGGACCAACAACUUUGGCAGCCAGAUAUCCUGCUUUACAAUAGGCAUUUCACUUUCAGCGCAAAUGACCGUUUUGACUCGGCCUAUAAAAGCAACUUGGUCGUCUACAGUAAUGGCGAAGUGAACUGGAUCCCGCCCGGAAUUUUCAGAAUUACUUGCAAAAUGGACAUUACGAUGUUUCCAUUCGAUGAGCAGAUUUGCUUCCUGAAAUUUGGUUCGUGGACUUAUCAUGGCUUAGCGCUUGAUCUACGCGUUGAAGAGCAGGAAGAAGGCGGUGAGCUAUCGAUGGACUUGUCCACUUACAUACCAAAUGGAGAAUGGCAACUGCUAAGCGCUCCUGCCAUUAGAGAAGUGACCUAUUAUCAGUGCUGCCCUGAACCUUACCCUACACUCAAAUUCUACAUGCAUCUCAAGAGAAAAGCUCUCUAUCACAUGUUCAACAUAAUCACUCCGUCAUUGCUCAUUUCUGGAAUGACGCUACUUGGAUUUUGCCUCCCUUCUCACGAUAUGAGCGAAAAAAUCGGGUUUCAGACAACCAUUCUUCUAUCAGUCUGCUUCUUCCUGACUAUUCUGUCGGAGAUGACACCUACUACAUCUGAGUCCAUCCCAUUAUUAGGUAUCUUCUUCUCUUCGGUGACUCUGAUCGUUGCCAUGUCGACAACAUUCACAGUCUGCGUGCUGAACAUCCGAUACAGACAACAUGCGAACCAUAAAAUGUCACCAUUGAUUCGCUACGUCUUUGUGGAAUUGAUACCUUGGCUGCUGUUCAUAAGACGACCUGGCUUCAAAUUUUCUGCUGCCAAAGCUGUAGAAGUGCGUGUCUUGAAAAGUCCACAUUGCGUCCAGUGCGCGUCGCAGGACGGGGAUAUGUUCUCGAGUUGCGACGACUUCAGUCGAGAUGGCUCUCUUCUUUGCCCCGCUCUAAUGGCAAACGGCGGAGAGAAAUUGGAACUUUCGCGAAAAGUUGGAGAUGGACUUUUCGUUACGCGGAAAUGUGCGAGUACGAGGAAGCGGAGAAUGGAGCGCUGUGAGCGAUACGUAAGCAAAUGCAAAGCAAUGGUGACAGACGCAAGUGCUGAUGCGCAAGUUUCCCUACAGACGCUCGACAUCUAUCUCGCAAUAUCACGUCGCCUCCGUUGCUUGCGAGAACAGCUCGACGAUGACACUUCAGAUCGUGAAACUAUGGAAGAGUGGAAGUUUGCUGCAUUGGUUCUUGAUCGUCUCUGCCUCUACAUGUUCGCCUUGCUCUUUACAGUUUGCACGAUCGCAGUUUUCUUCAUCGAGCCUGUCAGAAGAAAAAAGCUUUUACCCUCAUAG